This is a messenger RNA of Fusarium venenatum, 825 nucleotides long. Its product is annotated as Alpha/Beta hydrolase protein. The record is from RefSeq and is a predicted model, not a curated record. Lineage: Eukaryota; Fungi; Ascomycota; Sordariomycetes; Hypocreales; Nectriaceae. Gene Ontology annotation, molecular function: triacylglycerol lipase activity. Gene Ontology annotation, biological process: glycerolipid catabolic process.
AUGGAGUUUAACCCUACUCGAACAACAGUUCAUAAUGAAGGCUGCGACCUGCAUUACUGGUACCAAGGCAAAGGACCUCUUAUGCUCUUUAUACCAGGUGGUAACGGCCACGGAAGACAAUUUAACAACAUCAUAGUUGCUCUAUCAGACCGUUUCACUUGUGCAACUUUUGACAGACGUCAGAUGUCAGCUAGUCAAGUCCCAGUCAACAAACCAUUGAGUAUGACUCAACAAGCACGAGAUAUUCGAUCCAUCACCAAAGCUAUCGGUUUUGACAAAGCCAUCCUAUUUGGGAGUAGCAGUGGUGGUAUCAUUGGAUAUCAAUUCGCCCAUGACUUCCCAGAGAUGUUCAUCCAUCUAAUCUCACACGAAGCCGGAAUCUCUGCCCUCAUGCCUGAAGCGAGCGAAAUCUAUGAUUGGAUGUAUGGUCUCAUCGAAUUGCACAAGACCAAAGGCCUGGAUGCUGUCGCGGCAGAAUUCGAUAAAUGUUUGAUUGGGUAUGGUGACGAAGGGUUACCGAAAACUGCCUCUCCUGAACCAGAAAAUGUUCGCAACUUUUGGGAGAAUGAGUUUCCCUCACAAGUCGGUUACUGUCCCAAUUUCUUCCGCAUCAAGGAAAACAAGACUAGUAUAGGAGUGAUGAGAGGUGUGAGGUGUAAGGAGGCGUUUUUUUCUAGAGCGAUUGAAGCUCAGGCUAAGAUCUUGGAGUGUCCGCGUAUGACGGUGCCGGGUCAUCAUGAGGGGUUUCAGUGUGAGACAAAGGAGUUUGUUCCUGCUUUAUUGGAGAUGCUGGACAUUCUGGAGAAGAGAAAGGAAUCUGCAUAA